AAAGUGGGCGUGGCAUACAUGGAGUCGUAUUGAUCGCAGCGACAUCGCAGACAUUAUCACGUGGCAAGCAUCGAAGUUUGAGCGAUAAAGCGGCACUCUUAGUUGUCUUCUUGUAAGAAGGGUAUAGAAUCAACUGUCAUAGGCUUUAUAACAGAUUAAGAUGGCAUCAGGUAAAAGUGUUAUUCUUGUUACUGGAGGUACUGGUUUGGUUGGAAAAGCCAUUGAAAAGGUUGUAAAUGAUGGUGAAAAAAAAGAAAAUGAAGAGUGGAUAUUUGUUUCAUCCAAAGAUGCUGAUCUAACAAAUCGUGAACAAACUGAGGCUAUGUUUGAGAAGUAUAAGCCCACUCAUGUGAUCCAUUUAGCUGCUAUGGUUGGAGGGUUGUUUAGAAACCUGAAAUAUAACCUUGAUUUUUUAAGGUUAAACACUAUUAUUAAUGAUAAUGUUUUAAAUAUAAGUUAUAAAAUGGGUGUAAAGAAAGUUGUGUCCUGUUUAUCUACUUGUAUAUUUCCUGAUAAAACAACUUAUCCUAUAGAUGAAACUAUGGUCCAUAAUGGCCCUCCUCACAAUAGUAAUUUUGGAUAUUCUUAUGCUAAAAGAAUGAUAGACAUUCAGAAUAGAGCAUAUCAUACACAACAUGGGUGUAACUUUACUUCCGUCAUUCCUACCAAUGUAUUUGGUCCAUAUGAUAACUUUAAUCUAGAAGAUGGACAUGUUUUACCUGGACUUAUUCAUAAAGUUCAUAAAUCUAAAAAAGACAAUACUGAAUUUGUGAUAUGGGGAACAGGUUCACCUAGACGACAGUUUAUCUACUCCUUAGAUCUGGCCCGCUUAUUUUUGUGGGUACUACGAGAAUAUCAAGAAAUUGAUCCCAUCAUUCUCUCUGUUGGGGAAGAGGAUGAAGUUUCUAUAAAAGAGGCAGCAGAAUUGGUUGUUGAAGCCAUGGAUUUCAAGGGAAAAGUAGUUUUUGAUACUGAAAAGUCUGAUGGCCAAUUCAAGAAGACUGCUAGUAAUGCCAAAUUGAGAAAGUACUUACCAGAUUUCAAAUUUACACCAAUUAAACAAGCGAUUAAAGAAACCUGUGAAUGGUUUGAAAAGAACCCUGAUCAAGUUAGAUUAUGAAUCAAAAGGCCAGAAAAUUCUACAUUGUAGGCAGAUUUCAUAUCUUAUGGGGAAUUCACAUGGGUUACUUGUACACAUCUUGAUAUUUUAUGUGGUAAUUAUUUGGUUUUUAUUUAUGUAUUUAGUGUAUAUUAUAUAAAAGCGGGAGGUUGGAUGGCCAAAUGGUUAGCAUGUACGCGCUGUAUCAUAAGGUCUGUCAUUGAGUCAACUGGCAUGGUUUUGAUUCCACGGUUCUACGUGACAAGGAGUAGGGUCGCCUGUCCAAUCUUGUGGGUUUUCUCUGGGUCCUCCGGUUUCCUCCCACUGCUAAAGGCCCCUAUGCACAAGCAAAUUAUUGAAAUAAAAUUGAAUCAUGUGUUAGUUCCGAAAUGACCUAGUUUGUGUCGCGUGGACGUUAAAGCCCUUUUCUCUCUCUCUCAUAUAUAAAUGCAACAAAUUUUCAUGAACAAAUUAUUUUUUUUUAUCAUCAAUUGGGUUUGUUCAUUUAAGUUGUGUCCUUGACACUAGUCAUUACCAAGUUACCAAGGUAUAUCGAAAAAGGCUCCAUUGGAUUUCGUUUCCAGGGCAUAUCUCUCAAAAAUAAAAAUGUAUUAUUUCUAGUUGAAUAAUGUUUGUUUUGCCAUAGAAUCAAAUUUUUACUUAGUUUUGGUAUACAUAGAGAAUCUCCUAGAAGUCUUUUUUGAUAUAAAAAAUACCAACACAAGUCGAUAAUGUUAAAAAAGAACGGGGCAAAGCCAAGGUUUUUUUUACUUUAUCGACGGGUGUUCAUAUUUUUUUAUAUCAAAAAGACUAGUAGAAGAUUUUUUUUUUAUCACCCAACCCUUUCCAUCCUUUUUAAAUGGCCAAUCAAUUUCAUAUAGGAGAUAUCACUCAGUAGAAUAUUAAAGUUAUCACACAAGCGAUAUCUACUGUAGAAUAUGUUAUUGGGUUAUAUCUAAUAAACUACUUAUUAUUGAUAAAUUUCUCAGUUUAUUUGGAAGCAAACAAUUUACUAAAUUGUUUAUGCUUUACAAACCUUUGCUAAAACAAAUAAAAAAAUUGCACUAGUAUUAGCUUACAUUAGAUUAAGAUAUGAUGGUGACUAUAAUUGUAAUGAUAUUUUUGGUUAUUUUUGAAUAUUUACACUGAUUUUAUUAUUUGUUGAUUUUGUAAGUCUUUGAUUUUAUGUAAUAUUAUAAUGAUAUAUUUCUAUGUGGGAAUAAACAUUUAGUGAAAGAGUUA
Molecule: messenger RNA, 2341 nt
Organism: Patella vulgata (common limpet)
Lineage: Eukaryota; Metazoa; Mollusca; Gastropoda; Patellidae
Product: GDP-L-fucose synthase
Exons: 9
Coding region: 161-1120 (319 amino acids)
Biological process (GO): nucleotide-sugar biosynthetic process
Molecular function (GO): GDP-L-fucose synthase activity
Source: RefSeq, a predicted model, not a curated record